AUGACGGAAACAAAUGUAAGCAACGUUGAUACAAUGGACGAUCAAAAUGAUGCAGCAUCACAUCGUGGAUUCAGCCAAAAAGUUCGAGGAAUUUUAUUGGAACCACAAUCAGCUACAUUCGAUAAAUUACCUAAUAUACCAAAUAAAAAUAUAAAGAAAGAUGUUCAAACAACAGCACCACAUCGUGGUUUUAAUGAAAAAGCACGCGAAAUGUUAUUAGAUCGAAAAACUCCAGGUAUUAUUGAUUAG
Cercopithifilaria johnstoni is the source of this 249-nucleotide messenger RNA. Lineage: Eukaryota; Metazoa; Nematoda; Chromadorea; Rhabditida; Onchocercidae. The record is from the annotation of a GenBank genome assembly.